CUUUUUUUUUUUGUAGUUUGCGGGGAGCAAAUCGACACGUCCGUGGGGGUAUUUGCGUGACAGCUAGCGUUCGCACAAAGCAGCACGACGUCUGUACUGAAGGCUUUAGCUUACUUCAAUCGCCACGGGCUAGCUAGCUUCCAGCUAAUGGACGUAUGACAUCCGGGCAUUUUAUGACGUUGCCGAUAUACAUACAGUUGCAAUAAUUUAUUACAAAUGGACAGAAAAUGUUAUUCAACUUAAAUAUGUCAGCACAUUCUUUUAGAAAUUGUGUCAUGCUAAAAUACAUUGUUUAAGCCCAAAGAGAAAGAAAUAAACUUUGCAACGUAUUAUUUAUUCACUCUUAAAUUUCGUAAAUGAGAGGCAGUUUAAUUCACGUUCUUUGUUUGCCAACUAAAUAAAAUAAAAGCUGUGAUCCAAGACAUGUUUUUUCACGUAAAAAUCCUGUAAUUUUUUUCAGAUAUUCCCAUGGGCGCAUUAGAUAAUGUUUAUUGUAGCCUCAUAUUCCUAUUCCAAUGGUCAUCUCUAUGAUUCAUCUUUAACUUGGCAUUAAUUAACCCUUAACAGGUAUGUUAGCAUCUGUUAAUGUGGGGACCGUCAUAUAAGUUUCUCAGUGCUGGAUCACGUCUUUCAGAGUGCGGUGAGAAAUGAGUUCCCAUCUCCUGGUGUCCAGCAACUCCUCCCGUCAUGCAACCCUCCUGCUGCUUUGUUCUGGUGGGUUCUGCUGGCUCCGGACCUUGAGUGGCAAACCUCACAUCAGCGGCAGUCUUAUUAGCGAGAGCUAUCGGCUGCUGCAGCUGCCCGAAAACAAAUCCAUCAGCCCUGAGCAGGUGAAGGUGUCCUACCUGCGCCUGGCCAAGCUCUACCACCCGGACUCUGGCUCGCCCACUGCUGAUGCGGCCCUUUUUACGCGGGUGGUGGAGGCCUACCGGUGCGUGGUGGCACACUGCAGUGAGGCCCGGUCUCGGGAUAGAAUGCCGGACGAGGAUGAGGACAAGGACCCAGCUGCAGGUGUGGCCCCUCAGCAUAGACACUACCUCAGCUACGAGGGCGUGGGUUCAGGCACCCCGAGCCAGCGCGAGCGCCAGUACCGCCACUUCCGUGCCGACAGGGCCGCCGAGCAAGUUCUGGACUAUCGGCAGAGGGAGCAGGAGAGGGCGGCAGCGUCUGAGGGGGCGCUAGUGGAGCGGGACAUGCGGCGGCGCAGCAGGAAUAUCAAAAUCACACAAGCGGUGGAGCGGCUGGUGGAGGACCUAAUCCAGGAGUCCAUGGCCCGGGGCGACUUCCGCAACCUGAGUGGUGCCGGAAAGCCACUCAACAAGUUCCAACACAACCCCUACUCCGACCCCAUGACGCACAACCUCAAUCGCAUCCUCAUGGACAAUGGCUACCAGCCACCCUGGGUGCUCACUCAGCGCGACAUCCGCGAGACCGCCGAUCGCAUCCGGCGAGACCUACUGGAUGGUCGCGCCGGGCUGGGCGAAACCCUCGGCCCGAUGGAGCGCCUCCGCUGGGAGGAGCUGUGCGCCCAUGCUGAGGAAGAGCUGGCGAAACUCAACAAGAAGGUGGACAACUACAACCUGAUUGUUCCCAUGCUCCAGAUGCAAAUGGUGCACUUCAACUUGGCGCGGGAGGUCCGGCGUGCGGAAGAGGUGGCCGGAUGCCGCCGACUUGAGCAGCGACAGAAGAGGAAAGAGGAGAGGAAAAGGGUCAAUGCCGCCCAUGUCGCUGCCAAGUCUGCAGACGCAAAGCGAGGACUGGUGUCGUGGAUGCAAAGUUGGCUCAAAUGAAUGACGGGAAACUUCAUUUCAUUUUCAUCCAUUUGUCAGUUUAAUCUUUGACUUGAUGGAAUAAGGUUUUAAACAAUGUUCGACUUUCCAACCUUAAAUGAUAGCUAAAACAGACCAUUAGCGACCUGAACUCUGACAUCGAAGAAUUCAUGUGGUACCAUUGGAACAAAUUUUAAUUUGUCCGUUUUUUUCCAACCUAGUACUGAUACUAGGUAUCAUUAUUGGGCUCAUACAGCCUUAUUUUGAGGUAUCUGGUACUCAUGGGUGCUGCCGAUACUAGCUACUGAUACUUGAAACGUUAUUUUUUUUAAAUCAGAAGUUGUGUAAGUCCUUCUUGGCAGUAGUCGGCGCUAUACUGUGACGUUUGCUACAUCGGCGAACCCUCAUCUGUGGAAAAGAGAACGGUCUUUGUUCACAGUUUUUUGUGUUAAAUUAAAAUUUAUCUUUCAAAAGACGGCACUCGCUA
Messenger RNA from Hippocampus zosterae (dwarf seahorse), 2256 nucleotides. RefSeq names its product DnaJ (Hsp40) homolog, subfamily C, member 28 (gene dnajc28). Lineage: Eukaryota; Metazoa; Chordata; Actinopteri; Syngnathiformes; Syngnathidae. Bases 648 to 1790 code for a protein of 380 amino acids. The record is from RefSeq and is a predicted model, not a curated record. The transcript has 2 exons.